CUUAUAUUGGUGCAGAAGCUACUGUCCAUCACUCGGGCACAGGUGCACAAUGCGGCUUCUCUCCACGCAUUUACAGGACGUUGGAACGACAAAGAGGCUUUAUCCAUCGUAUUGAACGAAUCGGACUUGGAGGAGACGUUUAUCUGUGGCUGGGGACCCGGUGGACAAGCUAUUAACAAGACUGCCAAUUGCGUCCGUCUCAAACACCUUCCCACAGGAAUCUGCAUCAAAUGUCAGGCGAGUGACUUGGAUCUGCAUGCGAAUCGAAUUAUCGCCAGAAAGCGAUUAGAGGAGCGAUUGGAUGAGUAUUUUAAUGGCGACAGCAGCGCAGGUGCGGUGCGUCGUAAGGAGGCCCAGAAAAAGGAGAAUAAUCGCUACUCUCGAGCAAAAAGGCGGCUGGAAAUGAAGGCGGCUUUCAAAGCAAAGUGUCCCGAGGAUCGCCGAUCAUCAGACUAG
Hydatigera taeniaeformis is the source of this 456-nucleotide messenger RNA. The record is from the annotation of a GenBank genome assembly. NCBI's taxonomy places the organism in Eukaryota, Metazoa, Platyhelminthes, Cestoda, Cyclophyllidea, Taeniidae.